AUGCAUUUCUCAGUCGCCACCGUCUUCACCACCGCCCUGGCUGCCGCCUCGACCGCUUCGGCCCUUGCCAUCCAGCCAAGGCACCUCGAGACCCGGGGAGCCUUUGUAAGCAUCCAGGAGGAGCCUGCUCUUGAGAAGCGCGGCGCCUCCGCUGACAUCGCCACCUCCUUCGGCAGCGAGGCCGCCAAACAAGCCGCCAAGAUCGCCGUCCAGGCCGUCGCCAACCUCAUCAGCGACAUCAUGAAGUGGGACACUGCCCGUCAGACCUUCACCAAGCAGACGGUCAAGCAGAUGAUGGACAACACUAAGGACCCUACCAUUGUGGCUGCCGCCUGCUACAACAAGGGAUACAGGGUCAAGAACGCAAAGAACGUCGACGGCAAGACGAGCGUUGACUUCAAGCUAGGCCCUCUCCACACCAACUACGAUUGCAUGUACCUCAGGGCGCCCAAUGCCUUCUGGACCGACAGCGACGGUGGCUACCAGAACCUGGCCUACCGCUACACCAAGGCUUGCACCUUCGACUCCAAGACUGGCGAUCUCACUUGCAACUAA
Pyricularia grisea is the source of this 555-nucleotide messenger RNA. RefSeq lists its product as uncharacterized. The coding region runs from base 1 to 555 and encodes 184 amino acids. The record is from RefSeq and is a predicted model, not a curated record. The transcript has 2 exons. NCBI's taxonomy places the organism in Eukaryota, Fungi, Ascomycota, Sordariomycetes, Magnaporthales, Pyriculariaceae.